This is a messenger RNA of Acanthoscelides obtectus, 447 nucleotides long. NCBI's taxonomy places the organism in Eukaryota, Metazoa, Arthropoda, Insecta, Coleoptera, Chrysomelidae. The record is from the annotation of a GenBank genome assembly.
AUGAGAGCCACCUUGGGAUUAAAACUGAAUUUGGCUAAGGACAAUGGAGUCAUUACAGUCACACUUCCACCACAUUGUAGUCAUAGACUGCAGCCACUGGACAUAUCAGUAUUUGCGCCAUUUAAGGCGAAUUAUAAUACUGCAGUUGACUCUUGGCUUUUGCAUCAUCCGGGUAAUCCAUUAUCCAUUUACGAAAUUGCUGCUUGUGUUGGAAUAGCAUUCGAACGGUCUAUGACUCCGUCCAAUAUAAAAUCAGGCUUCAAGAAGGCCGGAAUUUACCCUUUCGACAGAAAUGUCUUUACGGACGACGAUUUCCUGUGCAGCUCUGUUACCGAUAGAGAAUUUAUAAACAUUAACAAUACAGAAGUUUCCAUCGUGGAUGAAAAUACUUCAUCAUCAUCUAAAGUAGCUCAGACAGUUACCAAUGAUACACUUAAUGAUCAGUAA